UAGUGACUGAAAUUCAGGUCUUUGGUGACUUAUAUAUACUCCUGUGAAAGGCAGCCAUCCCAGUUUUUACAGUGAGCAAAACUACAAACUCUGGAUUUGUUGGGAUUUCUGAUUGAAUUUCAAACCAGGAAAAUAUCACAGAGACCCACCAUGAAGCUGAUAUCCAUCUUGCUGCUGGUGAUCAUUAGUAUUUGUAGUUACUCUGCUACUGCCUUCUUCUUCAACAGUGUCCCUCUCCCUGUUGACAAAGUGUUACCUUUACCUGUGGACAACCUUCUUCCCUUAUUUGAUCCAUUGAAGAUGCUCCUGAAAACCCUGGGUAUUUCUGUAGAACAUCUGGUGGAAGGGCUGAGGAAGUGUGUGGAUGAUCUGGCACCAGAAGCUUCAGAGGCUGUGAAGAAACUUCUGGAGGCCUUAUCACACCUGGUGUGACAUCUGAAUACAGAGAGUAGAGUUGGGAAUGGAGAUGUGUGUCCAUCCUCACUGGCUGGAUCUCAUUCUACAAGUCCUAGACCUACUGUCCUAAAGUGUAGUGACUCUAGAAAAGAAUGAAUAAAGCAAUGAAAAGA
Messenger RNA from Nannospalax galili (Upper Galilee mountains blind mole rat), 569 nucleotides. It is a transcript of the gene Scgb3a2, whose product is annotated as secretoglobin family 3A member 2. Bases 151 to 432 code for a protein of 93 amino acids. NCBI's taxonomy places the organism in Eukaryota, Metazoa, Chordata, Mammalia, Rodentia, Spalacidae. The record is from RefSeq and is a predicted model, not a curated record. The transcript is spliced from 3 exons.